CGGCAGCAGUGCUCAAAUUACGCGAUUAUGCACUUUGUAUGCACUGUCGCCGAGCUCGGCGAGAGGCCGUGUGAGCAGUCUCAAUACUGCUUCCAGGCGUAACGCACGCCUAAUUAAAUUGUAAUAUAACGUUAACGCCCGCACUGACCAUUUGUUGUUAUGAAUUAUAACUCAAUUCUCUGUUUGAAUGAACAUAUAAAUACAAAUAUAAUCGUUGCGUAAUAUUCGCAUGACAAAUUUGACGAUCCUGCCAGGAUCCGGUUUAAACCAACGAACGCGGCGCGCGUAUCAAACGGCCGGAUCAUAGUGACGAACUUUGGAACAAGGGAUAGAGUGAAAGGCCGCCUUGCGUAGACAAUCAAGGACUGCCUGUAGACCGCUUGAUAAUCAGGGACUUAGUGUAGACCGCCUGAUUCUACGCUGGACAAUUCCCAUGGUGAACUUGUGUAUUUAUUGGAAAGAAAGCAAGUAUUAAAUUCUGCACUCCUUAGAUACAAUAAACUUCGCGUUUAAACCAUCUAAGUGAAGUGAAGUGAGCAUAAGGACACUCAGACUUGAACCGCUCUUAUAUUCUUGCCCCCGGUGCCUGUCAGAGACUCCAGGACAUCGAAGCCUCGUACCGACGGCUACCACGAUCUUCGAGUGUGAUGCUUCACACCUCAAUUUGGCUACUCCUAGCGUGUAGCAGUCUAUCCCUAGCCUACUUCGAUGUCUCAGUUAUCAAUGGGACUUUACUCCAGGAGGAAGUGGGCAAAGCAUAUAUGUACCAGGAAAGAUGGAAGAUAUUCCAAUCCAUUGACGCAAGUGAGUUCACCAAACCAUUACUCGACAUCCACAACAAACUCGGAGGCCUCCAGACGAUACGGGAUACCUAUCUGGACCAUUGGAGCCCUGGUCAGCGAUCCCUCGCCCAGUCCGCCCUGGACGCUUUAGAUUUAGAAUUUGCCCGUGCCUCGUCACACAAGAAUAUUUUGGAAGUCAUUUCAGACUUGGGUGCGCCUAUUUUUCAAAUGACGCGGCGCCCCUCUAAAUUAAGGGAAUCUCAAUCCCACGGAACCAAAACAAGUACUCCGAAAGCGCUCGGGUCGAGCGAUGUUACUUACGAAGCCUCGCGCGAAGUUGAGGCGGUAUUUGGAAAACAUGUUCUUCUGACGGGCCUGGCAAAUGAAAUGUAUCCCCUAAGGAAAUCUUAUCUCACGCCAAACAUCAGACCGAAAAGAGGAAUGUAA
This is a messenger RNA of Neodiprion fabricii, 1229 nucleotides long. RefSeq lists its product as uncharacterized. The record is from RefSeq and is a predicted model, not a curated record. The transcript has 3 exons. Bases 648 to 1229 code for a protein of 193 amino acids. Lineage: Eukaryota; Metazoa; Arthropoda; Insecta; Hymenoptera; Diprionidae.